AUGGAAGCAAAUAAAGCCGAAGGUUUGAGGUGUAUUGAAUUAGCUGAAAAAGCCAUAUUAACCGGAGAUCAUGAUCGGGCUAUAAGAUUUCUUUCAAAAUCCCUCGAACUCUAUCCAACACAAAAUGCAAAAGAUCUUCUUGAAAGACUAAUGUAUACAAAUACACAAUCAUCGUCAAAUAAUGACACAGACCAACCACAAACAAAUGGUCAUGGAACUAGUUCGACCACAACAAGACAACGAACGUCUUCGACUAGAAGCCAUCCGAAUGCCCAUAAUAAUACAAACACCCAUUCAACAACAACGUCAAAUGAUUACACAUCCGAAGAAGUAGAAGCUGUUCGAAAAAUAAAAACGUGUAAGGAUCUAUAUGAAAUUUUGGGUGUACCAAAAACUGCUUCAGAUGCUGAUUUGAAAAAGGCUUAUCGAAAACUAGCAUUACAGUUUCAUCCAGACAAGUGUAAAGCGCCCGGCGCUACGGAUGCAUUUAAAGCAAUUGGGAAAGCGUUUGCAAUUUUGAGUGACGCUAAAAAACGCGAACAAUAUGAUUUAUACGGAACAUCGAUGGAGGCACCUUCAUACUCUCAGAACAGACGCAAUGGUCGAUCACAGCAAGCAUAUUACUUUGAAGAUGACGAUGAUUUCUCUGCCGAAGAAAUAUUUAACCUAUUUUUUGGUUAUACAGGACCAACUAACCGUGUAUAUCGGAGACGUCAACCAAACACAUUUCAUUUUACAACACAUUCAUCAUCAACAACAACAACGCAAAAUACAUCACACACGAUCGCACAAAUUCUACCUUAUUUAUUUUUAUUUCUUAUAUCAAUUCUUGGUACAUUAUUUGUUACGGAUCCGCAAUUUAUGUUACAUCGGACUGGUAAAUUUGUCAUUCCUCGAACAACACAUCCACAUGGUGUUCAGUAUUUUGUUAAACAAGAUUUCCCCAAAACACCAAGACCACAUGAACUCGAGAAACUUGAAGCAGCUGUUUUAGAAGAAUAUGUUUCAGAUCUAAAAAAUCAGUGCUAUAGAGAACAACAAUAUCGAGAGUCGAUGAUAUGGCGUGCAAGAAUGCUUGGUGAUAAAGGAUUACUUUUACAGGCACAAGGGGAACGAACACCAUCAUGUGAUAAGCUGAAUGAGUUUCUACGUGCUCGUGGUUAA
This is a messenger RNA of Didymodactylos carnosus, 1164 nucleotides long. Lineage: Eukaryota; Metazoa; Rotifera; Eurotatoria; Philodinida; Philodinidae. The record is from the annotation of a GenBank genome assembly.